Aspergillus niger is the source of this 255-nucleotide messenger RNA. RefSeq lists its product as hypothetical. Bases 1 to 255 code for a protein of 84 amino acids. The transcript is spliced from 2 exons. The record is from RefSeq and is a predicted model, not a curated record. Lineage: Eukaryota; Fungi; Ascomycota; Eurotiomycetes; Eurotiales; Aspergillaceae.
AUGGCUUGGUUGGCCCUGCAGAUACUGCUGCUUUUCAUGCCGGUCGCCACCUCUGAUCAUUCCGGGGGUGAAGUGGCGCAGCCCCCCUUCAGAAAAGGAAUAAUAGAAGGGGAAAAAAAAAUAGAAAUAAAAAUAAUCAAGAAUUUUUACUUCGUUAGAGUUACCAAGAGCCAUGGCCCAGAGCCAGAUCGUUCUCCGUUUUCGCCCGUCAGCCUAGACUGGCUCAAGCUUUGCUACGCUGGCAUCCACAUGUGA